GUAUACUCAAAUGGUCGCUACAGGCCGAUAUAAAGCUCAGUAAUGGUCAUGCUUUUUAAAUUUUGUAGUCUGCUUCUUUUGCACUCAUGAAAUAUUCAUAUACGCGAUGGCUUCCCUUUUACACUUCGUAAGCGGCAUUCUAGGCCUGAGGUAUAUUCAUGCCAAAUUUUAAAUCUAACUUUUCUAAUGGUGAUUGGAUAUUUCAUUGUUUUCCUAGAAUGUUCUCCAACGCCGGUAUCGUCCUGCUCUGCAUUGCGAGUUGCCUCUCUGCGCCAGUAGACGACCCUAUUCGGGUGGAGCUCCCGGUGUACGACCAACCGCAAGCCAGCUCCGACGUUGAUACCGUUCCCGUCGUAGCUGAUCAGCGCUCAGAAUCAGCCAGAAGUGACAAGUCGAUUGUCGGGAAUCUCAUUGCGCAUAAAAUUGAUGAGCUUGGCAAAAGGAUUGCACAUAAUCACAAUCAUAAUCAAUAUAAUCAUGCACAUUUGGCACACUACGAGGGGGCUGAAUAUUUAGCAACGGGAUAUUUUGGUGCACCAGUGACGACGCUUGAAGGCGCUAUCCUUGAAUCCGAGGGAUAUGGCAGCAAGAAAUUAUCACUGAAAGAAAAUUUACACGGCAUCGUCGCAGGACUCUUACAACCAAAACCUAUAGUGGAUACCAUAAAGGAAGAAGAAAAGUAUGGUAACUCGGGCGACAAAUUUAUCACAGCUGGAAGAGCCUUAGUCAAUGGAGCGGAGGGUGUAUCCAACCUCGUUAACUCGGUUCUCGAGGUACCAGGGACAAUAUUCAAGAAAAUAACAAGGAUCGCAACCGAAAAACUUAAUAACUUAGGAGGGAAAAUAAUUGGGCUCUAAUAUGUAGUUUAAACCUUGUAUUUACGACACUUAACUGUUAGUUAUUAAGAUUAAUGUAAAUUAUUUAAGCGUAAAAUAAAUACCUAUUCACACCCAACAAA
Cydia pomonella (codling moth) is the source of this 958-nucleotide messenger RNA. RefSeq lists its product as uncharacterized. The record is from RefSeq and is a predicted model, not a curated record. NCBI's taxonomy places the organism in Eukaryota, Metazoa, Arthropoda, Insecta, Lepidoptera, Tortricidae. The coding region runs from base 159 to 857 and encodes 232 amino acids. The transcript has 4 exons.